Danio aesculapii is the source of this 551-nucleotide messenger RNA. RefSeq names its product FXYD domain containing ion transport regulator 2 (gene fxyd2). NCBI's taxonomy places the organism in Eukaryota, Metazoa, Chordata, Actinopteri, Cypriniformes, Danionidae. The record is from RefSeq and is a predicted model, not a curated record. Bases 158 to 337 code for a protein of 59 amino acids. Gene Ontology annotation, cellular component: membrane. Gene Ontology annotation, biological process: monoatomic ion transport; regulation of sodium ion transmembrane transporter activity. The transcript is spliced from 6 exons. Gene Ontology annotation, molecular function: sodium channel regulator activity.
UCAUUCGCUCAUCCAGUCACAAUUAAAUUUACAAAUCCGAGAGUUUAAGGAGCUCCCUGCAAACACUCAGAUUCCUCUGUCACUUACAGUCUCACACACAUACAGCGGUGGAUUUAUUAACUCUGAGACAUUUGAGAUCCUGCCGCACUAUAAAAAGAUGGGAGUGGAAAGUCCUGAGCCUUCAGAUGCUGAUUUCACCUAUGAUUAUGAGUUAAUCAGAAGAGGCGGACUGAUCUUCGCAGCUGUUUUGUUCUGUUUGGGCAUGGUUAUCAUAUUCAGCAAAAAACUCAGAUGUGGAAAGUCCUCUGCUACGCAUGAAGAUAAUGGUGAUCUUUGACCUCUCCUUCGUUAACCUUCACUGCUUUAACUUUCUGUCAAGAGAGGGGUUUUAAAUGACAUUUAAAAGGUCAUUUCCUUUCUUACCAGACUACACAUUUGUCUUAGAUACUCUCAAUAAAAAUACAGAUUCCCAAUGUAGAAGUGUAUUAUAUUACAGGAUUUUAGACGUAUUUGUAUUUAUUCAAUUAUCAAAACUGCCUGUCUUACUAUGU